Messenger RNA from Mya arenaria, 2505 nucleotides. RefSeq lists its product as uncharacterized. The record is from RefSeq and is a predicted model, not a curated record. The transcript is spliced from 7 exons. The coding region runs from base 92 to 2110 and encodes 672 amino acids. NCBI's taxonomy places the organism in Eukaryota, Metazoa, Mollusca, Bivalvia, Myida, Myidae.
AUUUAAAUUUGAAAGUUUGAAUUUGAUUAUAGAAUACUUGGUUCGAAUUUGCUGCAAAAAUGUGACGGUUAAAAGUUAAACGGAAAUAAAUAUGGCGAUGGAUAUGAAGGGAUACUUUGGUGUAUAUAGGGGUCGGACGGACUCAGGGUGCAGAACCUGUCAACUUAAUGAAGUGUUGUCGAUAAACGAUUGGAAAUUAAAUCAAGAGCUGCAGCAGUACAACAUCGAUUUAGUAGAAAGCUCACGGGAUGAAAUUUACGAACUCCAGCAACAUAAUGAGUACUUACAGAAAGUAUGUCAACAUCGUACAAGUUUGCAAAAUUGUAAUUGGAAUCGUGACCAAAGACUUACGCAGAAGUCCAACCCGGUUCAUAAUUACCAUGAUCAAUAUCCCAAAUACCGAUUGGAAGAACUCCAACUUAAUAAUGAAAAGCAAACAAAUGAAGAACUAACUUGCAUUAUUUUGGAUCUCAAGAGAAAGCUUCAACAACAAGAAAGAGAUAACAAAAUAAGUAAUGGACUUGAUGAAGAAAUAAGUCGACUGAGAAAAGAACUUGAAAAUUGCAAAAACAAUCUAGAAAUACAGGAAAGUGUGAAACCGUUGGAAAAUGAGAAUAAACUGUAUACUGAAGAAGAACAAAAUGAACUCGCACUGGCGAAUGAAACGAUACACAAAAUGCAGGCAAAAAUAGAAGCACUAACGAUCGAGUUGGCGUCGAAAAAGGACGAAGACGUUGAUACUGGCAAUGAAACUAAACAAUUAUCUGAACAUAGCAAUUUGCUCAAUAAACAAAAUCAUGACCUCUCCAAAAUGUUACAACACCAAGAAAAAGAAAAGUUUGACUCGGUUAUGCUCAAUAAUGAACGUUUGGAGAAAGAAUUAGAAGAAAUGAUAAAUCAACACCAGAAAUUGAAAGAUGAAUCGAAAACACUGAGAUCAGAACUACACUCGGAACAAGAUCAAAAUGCUGAUUUGCAAAGAAAAAUAGCUACUAUGAGCCAGGAAAAAGAUCUGUGUAAGGCACGUCUUAAAAUUGAAACAGUCGAACAAAGUCAGAAAAGUAACAACAUGCGAAGUUUACAUGACGAAAUAAUUCAACACAAAGCAGCUGUUGAUGCGUUAGCAGCUAAAAAUGAACACUUAAAAACACAAAUUCUAAAGGCAAAUGCUGAAUUGAAAGAGCUUCAGAAUAAAAAUGAUCAGUAUAAUAACACACUGCAGAAUAGAAGUGAAGAGUUACAUUUGAUUAAACAAGAAAAUGAUAAUAACAAAAAGCACAUAGCCACACUUAAACGGGAAAACGAAACACUGAAAGAAGAGCUAGGAACUCGGAUGUACACUCAAAAGCAACCAGGAAGGAUCUCAAGUCAAAACGCAAAUCUUGAGCGUGAGCUCGAAAAGACACGACAUGAACUGCUAGAGGUCAGACAUGACCUUGAGGAUGCAAAAACAAGGUUAAGCAAAGUGAUGGGUCAGAAGCUUACCGACAACAAUCCUAAUAUUGCUGACCUCAGUGAUAAAAACCGGCCUACAAAACUGGCUGAGCGUUACUCGGAGUUGUAUGACAACCAAUGGACAGAUGCCUUCGAGAUCGUUAACAAUCAGUUACACGACGAGAAGUCUACAAUAGAUUCACUAUCUAACAUUUUGCUGAGUGCCGCCGAUUUCUGUCAAAUGGAAUCUGAAGCACAGAUGACAGCUUUAAAAGAAAUACUGAUUCAAAAUCGGGCUGGAUCAAAUUUCCCGUCACUUGUUCAGAAGAAUUUGAAGGACUGUCGAAAGGCGUUAGGAGACCAAACUGGUGCUGCCCUUUAUGAGAAAUACAUCGACAAAAUGGCAAGUCAGCACCCGAAACCCCUCCAGUUGCAAGUUAAACCCUUCGUCAAGGAGUGCAUUGAGCUGUGCUGGUUGAUGAGCAUCCAAGACCCACCCGUUGUUAUUGACACCAAAGUAGAACACGGAACCAGGUUUGACACGGACUUCUACAAGGCGUACACCAAAAGCGGUCCCCUUGUCGACUUUAUGGUCUGGCCCGCCCUGUGUCUUCAUGUGAAAGGGGCUUUACUCUGCAAAGGAAUUGCACAGGGGUAUGAUGGGAAGAGGAUAUAAUUAAACAUGUUCAACUGAUUAGCAUCGCUUAUGUUUCAACUAUCUAGACAGUGGUUUUUCUUGUGUGGCAUAUAUCAAUUACAAUUUAUACUCUCUGCAUACGUACCCUAUCCUUUGAAAAAUUUGUUUGUGUUUUAUAAGUUUGUACAUAAUAUAUAUUUGUGAACAUAUCAAUUGUUAUCAACUGCAUUGGAUGUGCUGUUUGAAUCAGGUUUAUUUUUGAGUAAAAUCGAACAAUUAUUUGUUUUAAUAAGAUUUGAAUAUACAUUCCUUUUUCGUGUCAGACUGUGUACAGUUUAAUGCGUUGUCUUCGUGUGUUUUCAUGUUGUAUUGCUUUUUUGAAAGUGUUUGUAUCAUGUAUUGUUUUAUGAUAAUCAAAAAAUAAAAAUAAUGUA